AACAUCAGCAAUAAACAUUAUCAGAAGGCCUGGGAUGAGGUCAAGGCAAAAAGCUACGACUUAAGAGCUGAUGCCAUUCCCAUCAAACACGCCAAGGCUUCCAGAGACAUUGCUAGUGAGUACAAGUACAAAGAGACGCACGAGAAGCAGAAGGGCCACUACAUCGGGUGCCGAACUGCCAAGGAGGAUCCCAAGCUGUCGUGGGCUGCGCGUGCCAUGCUGCUGCACGACCGGCUCUACAGGAAGGCGUCCCACGACUCCAAGGCCCAGGUCCACAUCCAUGCGGAUGCGAUGUCGGUGCAGGCAGCCAAGGAGUGCCAGACGCUGGUCAGUGACGUUGACUACCGCCACUACCUUCACCAGUGGACCUGCCUGCCCGACCAGAACGACGUGAUCCACGCGAGGAAGGCCUACGACCUACAGAGUGAUGCUGUCUAUAAGGCAGACCUAGAGUGGCUCCGUGGAAUCGGCUGGCUGCCUAAUGACUCUCCGGAUGUUCGGAGGGUGAAGCAUGCCCAGGAUCUCCUGAGCGACAACGUCUAUCGUACACCUAUCGAGAGCCUGAAGUACACCAGUGUUGUGGAUUCUCCAGACGUUGUGCUAGCUAAAGUGAAUGCCGAACAAGUCAGCAUUCCUAAGUACAAAGAAGCCUGGGAAAAGGACAAGACUAUGAUCCAUAUUAUGCCAGACACACCUGAAAUCAACCUAGCCAAGACUAAUGCUGCUAAUUAUAGCCAGAAACUGUAUAAAGAAGCUUGGGAUGAGUUGAAGAUAAGUUAUGAUUUGAGAGCAGAUGCCAUCCCAAUCAAGGCAGCCAAAGCUUCCAGAGAGAUUGCUAGUGAUUAUAAAUACAAACUGGAUCACGAGAAGCAGAAAGGACAUUACGUUGGAGUUCCAAAUGCAAAAGCAGAUACGAAAAUGCAGUUUGCCCUCGGCAUAGGCAAAGUUCAGAGUGAACUAGAGUACAAGAAGCACUUUGCCAAAUGGAAGACGCAGUGCCACCUACCAGCAGACAUGCUAUCUAUCAUAUCAGCUAAACACGGGCAGUCUUUGGUCAGUGAUGUUGAUUACCGUCAUUACUUGCACCAGUGGAUCUGUCUUCCAGAUCAGAAUGAUGUCAUACAGGCUAGGAAAGCCUACGAUCUUCAGAGUGAUGCCAUUUACAAAUCUGAUUUAGAAUGGCUACGGGGUAUUGGAUGGUUGCCAAAUGAUUCGGUUGGAAUCAACCAUGUCAAACACGCUGGAGACCUCUUGAAUGAGAGAAAGUACCGUACAAAAGCUGAAACUCUUCCAUUUACUCCAGUGGCAGACAGAGUUGACUAUAUCACAGCAAAGAACAGUGGCGAAAUUCUUAGUGAUGUUAAAUAUCACAAAGCAUGGAAUGAGGUCAAGUCAAAUUAUACUCUAACAGAUACACCACAGCUCGAUAUGGCCCGUGAGGCAGCCAGAAUUCUUAAUCAGAAUUUAUACAAGGAAAGCUGGGAGAAAGAAAAAGCCACUGGUUACCUCUUACCUCCUGACACUGUGCAGAUCAGUCAUGCCAAGCGCUCUAAUGAUGUCCAAAGUGAGCUUAAAUACAAAGCUGACUACGUCAAACAAAGAGGUCACUACGUUGGAGUUCCCAGCAUGAGAGAUGAUCCGAAACUGGUGUGGUUUGAGCACGCAGGCGAGAUCCAGAACGAGAGAUUGUACAAAUCGGACUAUCACAAAACAAAGUCCAAAAUUCACAUCCCUCCGGAUAUGGUGUCAGUUGUGGCAGCAAAGGAAUGUCAGACCUUGGUCAGCGAUGUUGACUACCGCCACCACCUGCACGAAUGGACGUGCCAUCCUGACCAGAAUGACUGUAUUCAGGCCAGGAAGGCCUAUGACCUGCAAAGUGAUAAUAUUUAUAAAUCUGAUUUGGAAUGGCUUCGUGGCUGUGGCUGGAUUCCUCUGGACUCGGUGGAACACAAGAGAGUCAAGAAUGCACAGGAACUGAUAAAUAAGAAAACAUAUACGAAAGAAGCCCUUGAUAACUUUGCCAACUAUUCCAGUGUGGUUGACACUCCCGACAUUGUUUUGGCAAAGAUUAACUCUGUCAAUCAGAGUGAUCUAAAAUACAAAGAAACAUUUAACCUUGAGAAAGGCCAGUAUAUUGGGUCUGAUGAUACUCCUGCGCUGAACCAUGCCAGAGACAUGUCCUUACUAUACAGCGAUAAACUUUAUAAAAAUGCUUGGGAAAUCAGCAAGCCCAUUGGGUAUACUUUGGAUGAGAAGUAUAUUCCAGUUGUUGGAGCGAAGCAUGCGAACUACAUCAACAGUGAGCUUAAAUAUAAGGAAAUUUAUGAGAAGCUGAAAGGCCACUACCUGGCUGGGAAGGAGAUUGGUGAUUUCCCCAGUGUCAUUCAUUCCCUGGCCUUCCAGAAAAUGAGGAGUGCGUUGGCAUACAGAAAGAAUUAUGAAGACACCAAAGCAAAUGUCCAUAUUCCAAGUGACAUGAUGAAUCAUGUGUUAGCCAAGAAGUGCCAGUAUAUUCUCAGCGAUCUUGAAUACCGAACCUACUUCCAUCAGUGGAAUUGUUCACCUGAAGAAAAUGAUGUUAUUCAAGCCAGAAAAGCCCAGGAAAUUUUGAGUGAUGUGGUGUAUAAAGAUGACUUAAAUUGGCUGAAGGGACUUGGAUGUUAUGUCUGGGAUACCCCACAAAUCCUGCAUGCUAAAAAAUCGUAUGACCUCCAGAGCCAAAUAAAAUAUACAGCUGCAGGAAAAGAGAAUCUUCAGAACUUUGGUGUUGUUACUGACACACCUCUCUAUGUGACUGCAGUGCAGAGCGGUGUAAAUGCCAGUGAUGUGAAAUACAAGCAAGAUUACCACAAAACUAAGGACAAGUAUACAACUGUGACUGAAACAGUGGAUUCUGAAAGAGUUCAAAAUUUGAAACACCUCUUUAGCAAUAAUCUCUACAAGGAAGCCUGGGAAAAAGUGAAAGCAACUGGCUAUAUAAUGCCCUCGGAUGCGGUGUCCCUAGCACGUGCAAAAGAACUGAAGCAUAAUGCUAGUGUUGUAAAAUACCGAGAAGAAUAUGACAAGUUUAAAGCACUGUACACGCUACCCAGAGGUGUUGAGGAUGACCCCAAUACAGCAAGGUGCCUUAGAGUUGGAAAGCUUAAUAUUGAUCGUCUGUACAAGGAAGUCUAUGAAAAGAAUAAAGCCAAAGUCCACAUUAUUCCAGACAUGGUGGACAUAAUUUCUGCUAAGGAUGCGCAGAAGAAAAUCAGUGAAAUUGAUUACCGCACCCACCUCCAUGAAUGGAUCUGCCUGCCAGAUCUUCAAAUCAAUGCCCACGUUCGAAAAGUAACUGAUCAACUCAGCGAUGUGGUAUACAAGGAUGAUCUUAACUGGCUGAAAGGCAUUGGCUGCUUUGUUUGGGACACUCCUGAAAUUCUCCACGCCAAACAUGCCUACGAUCUUCGCAGUGAUAUUAAGUACAAAUCUAAGGCAGAAAAAAUGAAGAACGACUACACUGUGGUCAUGGACACUCCUGUCUAUGUCCAGAAUGUCCUCAGUGGCUUGAAUUCAAGUGAAGCUGUCUAUCGCAGUGAAUAUAUGCACAAUGUCAAAGGCAAAAUGAUUCCUACUGAUAAAACGGUAGAUUUGGAGCGGGCGUAUCAUGCCAACAAAAUACAGAGUGAAAAUUUGUAUCGCUGGGCUGGUGUGAGUGCUCUGCCUACUGGAUACAGCCUUCCCACCGACACCCCCAGCUUUCAGCAUGCUAAACACGUCCAGUACAUCGGCAGCGACCUGAAAUAUAAAGAAGCCUAUGAACACAUGAAAGCUAAAGGCUAUACUCUGGGACCUAAAGAUGUUGGGUUUGAAAACGUGAAGAAAGUGAAUCAAGUGAUUAAUGAGAGGUUGUAUCGGGCAACAUACCACAAGUACAAGGACAAGAUUCAUACCACUCCAGACACACCAGAAAUCCGUCAAGUCAGAGCAACACAGGAAGCCGUCAGUGAUUUAAUCUACAAGUCAGAUCUCUUUAAGAUGCAGGGGCACUUGAUUUCCCUGCCAUACACUCCUCAGGUGUUGCACUGCCGCUACGUUGGGGACAUCACCAGUGAUAAUAAAUACAAAGAGGAUCUGAAGUGGUUGAAGGGCUUGGGUUGCUUCCUGUAUGAUACUCCUGACAUGGUCCGUGCUCGUCACCUGCGUAAGCUUUGGUCUAAUUAUAUAUACACGGAUACCGCAAAGAAGAUGUGGCCUAAAUACAAUUUGGUGUUGGAUACUCCUGGAUACAGAGCGGGUCAGGAACUAAAAACUCAUUUGAGUGAACUGGUUUACAGAGCUGCAGGCAAGGAGCUGAAGACAAAAUACACUUCCGUCCUUGAUACACCUGACUUCUUAAGAGCCAAGCAAGGACAAAAAAUACAGAGCCAGUACUUGUAUGUGGAACUUGCCACCAGAGAGAGACCCCAUCAUCAUGCUGGCGGUCAGACUCCAGCCUUUACACAUGCUAGGCACGUGAAGGACAUGGUCAGUGAGAAAAAGUAUAAAAUCCAGUAUGAGAAGAUGAAGGACAAGUACACGCCUGUCCCCGACACGCCGGUCUUGAUCAGAGCCAAGAGAGCAUACCUGAAUGCCAGUGAUUUGCGCUACAAAGAAACCUUUGAGAAUACUAAGGGCAAGUACCACACAGUGAAAGAUGCGUUGGAUAUUGUCUAUCAUCGGAAGGUCACCGAUGAUAUUAGCAGUGUGAAAUAUAAGGAAAAUUAUAUGAGCCAGUUAGGAAUCUGGAGAUCAAUCCCAGACCGUCCGGAGCAUUUCCAUCAUCGUGCAGUCACGGAUGCUAUCAGUGAUGUUAAAUACAAGGAAGACUUAGCGUGGCUCAGAGGCACUGGCUGUUACGCGUGGGAUACUCCAAGUUUUGCUCUGGCGGAAAAGAAUAAGGUGCUCUACAGUGGGUGUAAGUACAAGGAGACAUUUGAGAAGACUAAGUCUCUUUUUAACUAUGUAGCUGACUCUCCAAUUAACAAGCAUUUUAAACAUGCAACUCAGUUGAUGGAUGGGAAAAAAUAUAAGUCCUUUGCCAAGAUGCUCCUGCAACAUGGAUGCAAUGAAAUUCUGAGGCCAGAUAUGCUGACAGCACUCUACAACACAUACUUAUGGAGCCAGGUGGAAUACAAAAAAGACUAUGAAAAGAAGAAGGACAAGUAUACUAUGGUUGUGGAUACUCCAGAACACUUAAGGACCACAAAAGUCAACAAACAGAUUAGUGAUAUUAUUUACAAGUUGGAAUAUAACAGAGACAAGCCCAAAGGCUAUACUACGAUCCAUGAUACCCCUAUGCUAUUGCACGUGCGCAAGGUCAAGGACAGAAUAAGCGAUCUGAAAUACAAAGAAGUGUAUGAGCGGAAUAAAUCUCACUGCAACGUCAUAGCAGAUUCAGUUCAUAUUAAGACUCCAAGGCACGCUUACAAGCUAAACAGCAACCUGGAUUAUAAGAAGAAAUAUGAAGCAGCCAAGGCUCAUUGGCACUGGAUCGCUGAUAGGCCUGACUUCGUUCAAGCAGCCAAGUCAUCUCUGCAACAGAGUGAUUAUGAAUACAAACUGGACCGGGAAUUCCUAAAGGGAUGCAAACUCUCUGUCACAGAUGAUAAAAACACAGUAUUGGCCUUAAAUAAUGCCAUCUUGGCGAGUGAUAUAAAAUACAAAGAGAAGCACAACAAAGCUCGAGGAACGUACCUUGUUGUUCCAGAUACACCUCAGAUCCUCCUGGCUAAGAAUGUCAGCUCUCUUGUAUCUGAGAACAAAUACAAAGAAUAUAGCAAGAAGCAGCUUCCACAUGGGUCUUACACAACCCUGCCAGAGACACGAGACACUGCUCAUGUGAAAGAGGUGACCAAGAAUGUCAGUGAGACAAACUAUAAAAAGAAGUUUGUGAAGGAGAAAGGCAAGUCCAAUUAUUCUGUCAUGCUGGAGCCUCCUGAAGUGAAACAUGCCAUGGAAGUUGCUAAAAAACAGAGUACAAUUGAAUACAAGAAAGAUGCCAAGUCAAAGCUCCACUACACACCUAUCGCAGAUCGACCAGAUAUUAAGAAAGCAACUCAGGCUGCCAAGUUAAUUAGUGAUAUUGAAUACAAGAAGCGUGGAGAAGCUGGCAUUGGCGUAACCAUGCUGGGCCGUCCAGAUAUUGAACUGGCAAAGGAGGUGUCCAAGCUGACUAGCCAGGCAGAAUACCUCAAACGACAUAUGAGAGGGCAUGGAGCUGCAUCUUAUGAUACCCCAUGGAUGAGAACCUUUAAGAAAGCUAAUAUGCUAAGUAGUCAUGUGAAAUACAAGGAGAAUUUCGCCAAAGACAUGGGUAAAAAGCCAAAGUAUGAUUUAAAGGAGGCGAAAAUCUACAAGACCAUGAAAGAUGCUCACAACAUGGCUAGCGAGGUGAAAUACAAGGCGGAUUUAAAGAAACUUCAUAAGCCUGUCACAGACAUGUCUGAAUCGCUGAUCAUGAACCAUGUCCUGAGCACCAGCCAGCUCGCCAGUGCUUACCAGUACAAGAAGCAAUAUGAGAAGAGUAAGGGUCACUACCAUGUGGUGCCAGAUAAUCUUGAACAGGUUCAUCUAAGGGAGGCAUCAGAACUACAGAGCCACGUGAAAUACAGAGAAAAGUAUGAGAAGGAAAAAGGAAAACCUAUGUUGGACUUUGAAACUCCAACAUACCUCACUGCAAAGGAAUCUCAGCUCAUGCAGAGUGAGAAAGAAUAUAAGAAGGACUUUGAAGAGUCCAUUAAGGGCAGAAACCUUACUGGCCUGGAGAUUACACCAUCCUUAUUACAUGUCAAAUAUGCAACCAAAAUAGCGAGUGAGAAAGAGUACAGGAAGGAUCUGGAGGAAGGUGUCAAAGGAAAAGGAUUAACAGCCUUAGAGGAGACUCCAGACAUGUUAAGAGCGAAGAAUGCAACUCAAAUCCUGAACGAGAAAGAGUACAAAAAAGCCUUGGACUUGGAAAUCAGAGGAAAAGGUCUGACAGAACUGGCUUUGGAGACACCAGAUUUCGUGAGAGCAAAGAAUGCCACUGACAUUGCCAGCCAGAUCAAAUACAAACAAUUGGCAGAAAUGGAGAAAGCCAACUACACCAGCGUUGUCGAUACUCCAGAGAUUAUUCAUGCCCAGCAGGUCAAGAACCUUUCGAGCCAGAAAAAGUACAAGGAAGAUGCAGAGAAGACCAUGCCGUACUAUGUGCCUGUAGCAGACACACCAGAAAUGCAGAGAGUCCGUGAGAAUCAAAAGAACUUUAGCACACUUCAGUAUCAGUGGGACCUACAGAACAGUAAAGGAAAAGUUACAGUUGUACAAGACACACCAGAAAUGCUGCGUGUGAAAGAAAACCAGAAGAAUUUCAGCUCGAUUUUAUACAAAGAAGAUAUUGGAACUGGAACUACUAUUGAAAAGACACCAGAGAUGCAGAGAGUUAAACGAACCCAGGAUGCAAUCAGCUCGAUUAAGUACAAGGAGAGUAUUGGGAAAGGAACUCCGAUUCCUGAUCUUCCAGAGGUGAAGCGUGUCAAGGAGACGCAGAAGCACAUCAGUUCGGUGUUGUACAAAGAGGACCUAGGGACAGGUAUCCCAACUCCUGUCACUCCAGAAAUAGAGAGAGUCAAACGCAAUCAAGAACACAUUAGCUCGGUGUUAUACAAAGAGGGCCUAGGGACUGGCAUCCCCACACCGGUUACUCCAGAGAUGGAGAGAGCCAAACGUAACCAAGAGAACAUUAGCUCGGUGGUGUACAAAGAGGGGCUGGGGGUUGGAACCCCAGUACCUGUCACUCCUGAGAUGGAGAGGGUCAAACGCAAUCAAGAAAACUUUAGCUCGGUGUUGUACAAAGAGGACCUGGGGACAGGAACCCCCACUCCUGUCACUCCUGAGAUUGAGAGAGUCAAACGCAAUCAAGAGAACUUUAGCUCGGUGUUGUACAAAGAGGACCUGGGGACAGGAACCCCCACUCCUGUCACUCCUGAGAUUGAGAGAGUCAAACGCAAUCAAGAGAACUUUAGCUCGGUGUUGUACAGAGAGGAUCUGGGGACAGGAACCCCGAUACCUGUCACUCCCGAGGUUGAGAGAGUCAAACGCAAUCAAGAACACAUUAGCUCGGUGUUGUACAAGGAGAGCGUGGGGACUGGGACCCCCACUCCUGUCACUCCAGAGAUGGAGAGGGUCAAACGCAAUCAAGAAAUCUGUAGCUCGGUGUUGUAUAAAGAAAACAUAGGGAAGGCAACCCCAACUCCGGUCACUCCUGAGAUGGAAAGAGUCAAACGCAAUCAAGAAAUCAUUAGCUCGGUCUUGUACAAAGAAAAUGUGGGGAAAGUGACCCCAACACCCGUCACUCCAGAGAUGGAGAGAGUCAAACGCAAUCAAGAAAUCAUUAGCUCG
Leptosomus discolor (cuckoo roller) is the source of this 8400-nucleotide messenger RNA. NCBI's taxonomy places the organism in Eukaryota, Metazoa, Chordata, Aves, Leptosomiformes, Leptosomidae. The record is from RefSeq and is a predicted model, not a curated record.